GUCUCCUUUCUUAUCUCUCUCUUAUGCUUUCUGGGUUCGUUUUAUAGCUUUGUUCGUGGUCAUCGUUUUAAGUUAUUAACUCGAUUCUUUUCGAUACUUUCCAGAGAUGACAAGGGUGGUGUCUUAUUUUAAGCGUGUUUUCUGGGUCUGGAUUGUUUUCAGGUCUUUCCUGCCGGGUUUUUAUGCUUCCGGUUCUGUUUGGUUACUGGGGAAAGUAAACUAGAAAAGGGACGAGAAGUUUCCAUGCAUUUAUCCAAGUCUUCGUUUUGAUUGAGUUUUCCUUUCUCGCUCCUCUCCCUCUUUCCUUGUGUCUUCCCAAUUGACUUUCAAGUUGGGAUUUGGUCAACAUUUCUUAAUGAAAAUAAAAUACAGAAACGAACAGUUAUCUCCCAUAGAAAAAACUGAUUUAGGGAUGUUUUAUCUUGGUUUCUGAAACAGAGAGAAGAAAAUUGUUAGUCUGAUUAAUGGCGGAGAUUGAGGAGGACAGCCUGGAAGAAAUGACUGAUGCAGAGUCAUACAGUGCUGAUGAAGUCGAAGAUUUAUUUGAAAGCAAACAGAAUAAUUGCUGGAAAUCAUCUCCGGAACUCCAUGGUGCAUCGUCUUCAAAAUUGGAACCUGAUGAUGACAGUACUUCUGUGAGAAAAUCCCCAUACAAGGUUCUUGCUUGUUCAAGCAUGGGAGGCUCUUCUAAAUUCCCGAAACACAUAAAACUAAAGAUUGAUAUGAAUAUAGAAGAUGUUGUUAAGGAGAAUGUUCUUCCUUUUCUCCCUGCUAAGUCUCUCUACAGGUACAAAACUGUAUCAAGAGCUUGGAAUCAGUGGAUAUCUUCUCCUUUCUUGGAACUCAAGCAAACAAACCAGUUCAAAGACAUCUCUGGCCUUUUCAGUCAAUUUCCUGGGGAAAAUCCUUCUUUUAUCUCUUUCAAUCAAGACGCUUAUGGCAUCCCUGUCCCCUCGCUCAACUUUCUGCCAGAGUCUGUUAAUAUUCGAACCACCUGCAAUGGCUUAGUUUGUUGUCAAGCUCGAUCCGAAGAAGGUGCAUAUUUCAUUUGCAAUCCUGUGACAGGACAUUGGACAAAGCUUCCGAGCCCUAAUUUAUAUCAUGGACCUGAACCUGCUAUUGUGCUUGCUUUUGACGCUUAUGCACUCAAUUUUGCUUCUAACUAUGAGUUAGUCUGUGCUGUACUCGAUUUAACAGAUCAUUCAAUUGUUCAAUUUGAGAUUUACUCUUCGAGGACGAAUUCAUGGAGAGUCGCGGAUGCUGUAUGCUGUGAAGAAGGCUGGUUGAAUCUGAGCGCCGGAUGCUAUAUGAAGGGAGUUGUUUAUUGGGAGACAUCAAGGGGUGGGAUUUUGGCAUUUGAUUUAAAACAUGAAGAGUAUGGUAUUCUGUCACUCCCUCCCUCCAAAGGACCAAAUGGUGCUUUGGUAGAAAUAAAUGGAGAAUUGUCUUACAUUUUGCCUAAAAAACAAGACAAUUUCUGGGAAAUUUAUGUCUAUGGGAAUAUGAAUAUGAGCUUGAAGGGCACAAUAAGUCUUGAUCCUGAAAUUGUGGGGGAAACCUAUGGAGUAUGUCAGGCCUUGACAUGCAUUAACAGUGACUUACUAAUAAUCUUGCUUGGAACGAAAGUCAUUACUUAUCGAGUUAGAACUCGAAAACUGGAAUGUUUUUACGAUAUGAGGAUUAAUGGAGUGUCAAAAUAUCUACCGUAUGUGAACAGCCUUAUUCCUGUUGCUAGACCCAGGCCUGAAAUUUAGAUCUUCUGCAGGGUUUGUAGCAAGGUUACUAGUGUUUCCAUUUGUGAACUUAUAUAGAUGUGCUUCGAUUUGAUCCAAAAAUUUUUAAGUGUUUGAUAUUUUUAUGAAGAUCAGACAAGUCAUGAUGGUUGUAAUAUUUUAUUACUUAAA
Molecule: messenger RNA, 1904 nt
Organism: Carica papaya (papaya)
Lineage: Eukaryota; Viridiplantae; Streptophyta; Magnoliopsida; Brassicales; Caricaceae
Product: F-box protein At5g49610-like
Molecular function (GO): protein binding
Source: RefSeq, a predicted model, not a curated record